This is a messenger RNA of Talaromyces stipitatus ATCC 10500, 2185 nucleotides long. Its product is annotated as cytochrome P450, putative. The transcript is spliced from 2 exons. The coding region runs from base 494 to 1414 and encodes 306 amino acids. Lineage: Eukaryota; Fungi; Ascomycota; Eurotiomycetes; Eurotiales; Trichocomaceae. Gene Ontology annotation, molecular function: iron ion binding; monooxygenase activity; heme binding. The record is from RefSeq and is a predicted model, not a curated record.
AAGUCUGUCAGACAAAGAAUCAACACCACAAUCACGAGUCGUGGUCCUCUGUGCCACAUUCUUCGAGGUUUUUUGUGUGACCACACUUGACAAUGAUUACAUCGGCAUUGGACAGAAACCCCUGGUUCAUCGGGGCUGUCAGCCUCUUUCUGUGGCUGGUGUCGCUCGCCAUCUAUCGGCUGUAUCUGCACGCAUUGGCCAGGGCAGGGGUUCCUGGCCCUAAGCUGGCUGCCCUGACAACAUGGUAUGAGGCCUAUUACGAUGUCAUUUUGAAGGGACAGUACAUUUUCGAGAUUGAGCGCAUGCAUCGGAAAUAUGGUAUUUGCUUUCUGCUGUUAAAAAUGCUGAAGAAGACGUUUUGCAAUCGCUCAAUGGACAAACUAAAGAAAGACGGUCGUGUUGACAAUCAAUUUUCGAAAUAGGACCGAUUGUGCGUAUUGGCCCAAAUGAAGUUCACAUCCUGGAUCACGAAUACUACGACAAGUUGUAUAACAUGUCGAACCGCCUCGAUAAAUCCGCCUACUUUUACUGCAUGCUGGGUAACCCCAAGGCGUCGUUCGGAACCAUUGCAGCCGACUUACAUCGCAUUCGCCGCGGAGCUCUGAAUCCGUUCUUCUCCCAACAGGCCGUUGCGAAAUUCUCGGGUCAUGUGCAGGCUAUCGUGGAUCGAUUUGUGGAUCGUAUCAAGUCAUGCGCGGAGCGUGGGGAGACUAUCCCGUUGUUUUAUGCCUACCGGUGCGUCACCGUAGAUAUUAUCACCGAAUAUAUAUUUGGCCAUCAAUUCAAUCUCUUGGAUCGUGCCGACUGGGGUCGGGAUUUUUAUUCAGCAUGGCGGAGUCUAUGGGAGCUAUCUCCCACCAUUCGCCAGUUUCCCUGGAUGAUGGACGCUUUCAUGGCGAUGCCUCGUUGGUUCACAGCAUUGACAAAUCCCAAAGCACUGGAAGUCGUAGAUUUGUUCUCCGACGUGGAUGAACAGACAAAAAUACUUCUAUCCUCAGAUCUCAAACAAAUCGAAUCAAAGCCAUAUCCGAUUGUAGUCUGGGGACUUUCCAAGUCUGAUUUGUUACCGGCAAGCGAAAAGACUUUUACUAGGCUUGCCGUGGAGGCAAACGGAUUGCUGGCUGCCGGAUUUGAGACAACUGGUGCUGUUUUGACUCACACCACAUAUCAUAUCCUUGCCAAUCCUGAGGUUCAUCGCAAACUAUUAGCGGAGCUGGCGGAAGCAAUCCCUGACCUGGAUCAUAUACCGGGGUUUCAGCAACUUGAACAACUUUCUUAUUUACGGGCAGUUGUUAAGGAGGGUCUUCGUCUCGCUGUGGGAGCAUACUCUCGUCUUCCCCGUGUUAACCCUUCCGGAGAUAUGCAGUACGGAAAUUGGGUUAUUCCCGCUGGCGUAAGUAGAUCACUGUCUUAGGUUGAUAGUGUAGAUCGACAGUGUCUUAAAAUAUCAAACAGACCGCAAUCGGCAUGUCCGCUCUCUUCAUCGCUAAAAGCCCCCUUCUCUUCCCGGACCCAGAUACCUUCAAUCCCGAACGAUGGAUUAUUAACGAUCAAAGUCCCGGAAGCGAGCGUCUAGAACAAUAUAUCUUGGCUUUUGGCAAAGGAACGCGAUCAUGUGUGGGCACUAACCUGGCCCAUGCGGAAAUGUAUACGAUUCUCGCCACGAUUUUCCGAAAGUUUCCGCAUAUUAAGUUGCACAAUACCACGCCUAGGGAUGUUGAGCUUGCUCAUGAUUAUUUUGCGGGAAUGACGAGGGCUGAUACCCAGGGACUGCAAGUUAUUGUGGACCGAACAAACAGAUCGGAAAAACAGUAAAUUGAUUAACGAGAAAAAUGGUUAUCGGAAGAGGAUGAAUUGACGGGGGUGUUUGGCUACUUAUGCACAAGAAUAUCCCUGCAAGUACACGAGAAAUUAUCAAGGAAUUCUCCCUUGUCUGUGUAACAAAGACGAUAGCCUUUGCAUUGGAGCGGGAAUGUCACCCUCUGAUAUGUUUUGUCCUGAAAUAUUCUUUAUUACAAGUCCAAAACACAAGCCAUACAACCUAUGCUUUCACAGUGACUCUAUUCCCAAUUAUUUUUCUACAAAGUGCAUCGCUUGUGUCUAUAGGCCAGAUCACUCGCGGAAUUGAUAGGAUGCUCUUCAUGACUGCAGAUGCAAGCUCCCCCAUAGCUAUAAAUCCGCUUUU